AUGGAGGCGAAGUCCGCCCCGGCAGCUGCGGAUAAACACGAGGAGCCCACCGUCGUGGAGGCAUCUUCGACUCCCAUCGAGCUGUUGGCGGAGGCAACUCAACUCGCUCGCGAGGCAUUGGCCCAUCACGCCAAAACCCAGGCUCUUCACGCGUCAAACCCCAACGACCCUGCACAGGACUCCUCUAGCCCGGUGCCGACCACCAAGGAAAACGAGGCCCUCGGAAUUUCUAAAGACGUCGGCGGGUUUGACGCUGAAAAGCAGUCAUCGGCUGGUGCUGGGACUGAUGCUGGGACUGGAGCUGGAACUGGAACUGGUGCGGGUCUAAAGGCGGUGGCCCCGCCAUUGUCCAUACCAGUACCCGCUGGCAAGCAUGAUGAUAGUAACCAAAGGGACACCACCACUCCACCGAACGAGAGGAAGACACCGUCUGAUGAGAUGGUUAUCUCACCUAUUAUAGCUGCUACGCCGCAUCCCAACAUUGGGAACAAGCGAACUGCUUCUGGUGCUAUCAAGGCACCGAGCACAUCGCUCCCUGCCACACCGUACCAACCUGCUACUUCAUCUCCUCGAAACGGCCGAGAGCGGAUAGGCGAGCUAUCGACCCAGCUCCGCUCAAGGUUGUCAUAUGCAAUGAUCAAGAUGCAGAACGGUCUUCAAGGGCAGAGUUUUGAUCAGGUGGAGAAUUAUAUAGUCGAGAAACGACAGAAUAGACUAUCACAGUCACCUUCCAUAACUGCUUCAAACACUCCUUUGAUCCCACCAGCUACGAUCGGCUCCGUUCAGACUGGUGCUGCAAGCCAACCUCUGAAGCGUCAGACCUCAGUCGACAGCUAUUCGGGUGGAUUGGGUAUAUCUUUAAUGCCUUCCCCGGUCCCGGCGAGCCCUCGAGCCCCUCAUAGCCGUGUCGGUCGCCAUUCUCGAACCACUAGCGACCCAUCUGCUAUGUUUUUGGCCCCUGCUGCGAAUAUAAGCUCACAUCAGGACCCAAAUUACUGGGUGAAGCCUCCUCCUUCCCCACUACCCUCAAACAUACGAGGGAGUGGGCACAAUCCAAAUCAGGCGUUGGACUCCUUCGCUGCAAGGUUCCAGAUGUCACCGGGUCGCCAUCUGGCACCGGCAGCUCCAAUUCGCCACCAUGCUCGGUCGCCUAGCGGGUCUCAUACUUUACCAGUCCGUCGAGGGAGGCACCCACCGCCGUCUUUGCCCAAGACAUUCAGUAAUAUGAGCUCUGUGUCAAAUAUAUCCUCCGCUCCUACAGAUAUUCUUAGUCUCUCCGAGGAACCAAUAUCUUCUCAGGCAAAUCCGUCAGCAGCUGUUCGUCCCUGCACCCCUGUUAGGACGAACACUCUGACAAUGGAGCAGGAUGCUGUGGAGUCUCUGAUGUUUCUGUCAUCACCUGGUCAUUCGCAGCACAGGGGAUCAAGGCCGGCGUCUAGAUCUGCCGUCUCCACACAUCAACCACAAUUCCAAAGCCAGCUUAUACAGCAGGUCUGGAACGGAGGCCCUACCGACCGGGAAGGUGAUUCUUUCAUGGAAACGGCAGCCAGCACAACCGUUGACGAUGAAGAGGUUCGGCUGGUGGAAGAGGACGACGAGCUGGAUAAGGAGUUGGAUAGACAGCGGAAGAACCAAGAGUAUGGCGAGCCAGAUACGGAUCACGAACUUAGGAAGGAGGUUAACGGCGUAAACUUGUCAAGUAGGACACCACAGCAGCAGGGUAGGGGCGACCAUGCCGCACGGGUCAAAAGGGUCAAGACGAUGGAGGAGAUGCUGAGUGCGGCAGACAGGGCGGAUGCAGCGGCACAUUGGCAGUACACCUCUGGUACUCCUGAUAAACCAGCAGCGGCACCAGUUGCACCCAGCCCCAUGUUGAGUGGUUAA
Molecule: messenger RNA, 1884 nt
Organism: Orbilia oligospora ATCC 24927
Lineage: Eukaryota; Fungi; Ascomycota; Orbiliomycetes; Orbiliales; Orbiliaceae
Exons: 2
Coding region: 1-1884 (627 amino acids)
Cellular component (GO): cytoplasm; SBF transcription complex
Molecular function (GO): transcription coregulator activity
Source: RefSeq, a predicted model, not a curated record